Messenger RNA from Funneliformis caledonium, 881 nucleotides. The record is from the annotation of a GenBank genome assembly. Lineage: Eukaryota; Fungi; Glomeromycota; Glomeromycetes; Glomerales; Glomeraceae.
AAUCAACAGCUGAACAAGUGCAAAAGAUUACUAUUGUGAGCGAGGAACUCAACAAUGAUUCCAAAUAUGAAUGUUUGAACACAUUUAAAGCUUCAAGAAUCGAAGCGCAAAGUAUCACUGAUCCCAGCAAAGGAAACUCUCAUAGAAAAGUGGUGAAAAAAGUUUAUAAGCAAAUGGACGUUGCCUGCCGGCUUUACAUACUAAAAGAAUUACAAACAUGCAAAUAUGUCAUCAAUUUUCAUGGUAUUUCGCACGUGGACAGAGAAAAUAUUUUGGUCUAUGAUUGGGCUGAUGAAGGAAGUUUGAAAGAAUAUUAUGAAAAUAAAUUUAAAAAAAAUGAUCAUUAUUCAUGGAAAUCUAAACUUCAAAUUGCACAUGAUAUUUGCCGCGGGCUCAAUGUUUUAUGUUUUAUGGGAAUUUUCCAUCAUGACGUUCGUUGUGAAAACAUUUUGCUGACCGAAAGAUUAGAACCAAAGAUAACGAAUUUCGAACAUUACCGUAUGACAUGUCAAGAAACAACUCGGAUCAAGAGUCCAAUGGAAAUGUAUCCUUGGAUGGCCCCAGAGAAGAUGCGUGAUAAGCCUUAUACUCAUAAAUGUGAAGUUUUUAGAGAAACUUUAGAUUAUGAUUUCGGGACAUCAGAUAUUCUCAACGGUUUUAGACAAAUUAUUAAAAAAGACUUGGAAAACUUAUAUGAAAAAUACAUUAAAGAAGGGUUUAAUCCAAAGAAUGAUGACUCUACAACUCCUGAGAUGAUAAAUUCUAAAGAUUAUGGCAAUCAACUUAGAUCAGAUGAUUUUAAAAAUCCUGCAAUUCAUCCUAUUAUUCCCUUAAAUGAGGGAAUUAUUGCAUAUAAAAACAAAGAAAUGCAAAAGGCUUAG